GGCCGUACUCCAUAAAGCUUUUUAUCAAGCGUAGACGCUUUUUAAUAUUUUAUAAUUUCACUGUCAUUUGUUAUAUUAUAACGAAUAGCAGCAGCUAUCCACCACGCUGGCUGAAAUCAAAGUGUCUUGAAAAUGGUACAUCACAGUUGGCUGCUGUUCAUCUCCGCUGUUCUUGCUCUUUCUGCUGCAUCUUCGCCAAGACCACACAUUAUUUUAAUUGUAGCUGAUGAUUUGGGCUACAAUGACGUCAGUUUUCACGGCUCAGAGCAAAUACCAACGCCCAACAUUGACUUCCUGGGGUACUCAGGGAUUAUACUAAACAACUACUAUGUCAGCCCCAUCUGCACACCUACCAGGAGUGCCUUGAUGACAGGAAGACACCCCAUCCACACUGGUAUGCAAUCAGGUGUUAUUGUGGGUACCCAGCCUUAUGGUUUGCCCCUUAAUGAAACAAUAAUGCCGCAGCAUCUGAACAAGUUGGGCUAUCGUUCUCACAUUGUUGGGAAGUGGCAUCUUGGCAUGUUCAAGUGGGAGUACACACCUCUGUUCCGAGGUUUUGAGUCACACAUCGGCUACUAUCAGGGCUGUGAGGAUUACUAUACACACACGUACGAGGCUAACCUGGAGCAGUGGGGGGUAGACUUCCGUAAGGACACAGAGCUAGUGUGGAACUACACGGGUAAAUAUUCCACUGACGUAUUCAAGGAAGAGGCAGUCAAGGUCAUAAAUAAUCAUGAUAAAUCACAGCCUCUGUUUCUUUACCUCCCUUUCCAAGCUGUCCAUAGUGGCAAUGGGGACGGAACCAACUUGCAGGCACCGAAAGAAUAUAUAGACAAAUUUAAAUAUAUACAAAACGAGCAGAGGAGAAUAUACGCAGCCAUGGUGUCAGCUCUUGAUGACGCUGUCGGACAAGUUUACGACGCUCUCAAAACCAACAACAUGCUGAAUAACUCCAUCAUUAUUUGUACAACUGACAACGGCGGGCCGGCGAAUGGAUUUGACUUCAAUGCUGCUAACAACUUUCCACUGAGGGGUGUGAAGGCAACAUUAUGGGAGGGGGGAGUGAGAGGGGUCGGCCUCAUCCACAGCCCGCUACUGCAGAAGCAGGGCUACGUCUCACAGCAGAUGCUUCACGUCUGUGACUGGCUGCCAACCUUGGUCAAGGCCGCUGGCGGUGACCCCUCAACCUUAACAAACCUGGAUGGAUACGACUCAUGGGAUAUGUUAAGUCAGAACGGACCUGCUGUUCGUAACGAGAUACUGCAUAACAUCGACCCCCAGGAUGAUUCAUCCGCCAUCCGUGUCGGGGAUUAUAAAUUACUGAUGGGUGAUCUUGGGUCCAGCUGGGAUGGAUGGUAUCCACCUUUCCAGCUUGAUGGUGACCUUCAGCUGCUUCAUUACACAAAUUUUUCAACUCUGACCUCCGAAUCUCCAUCCAAAACUGAGCUACGGAAAAAUUUACUACAGUCGUACAGAAAAUUUUGGCCAGACAGUGCGAAAACUCGCAUGAAAGAGCUACAAUCCUACUGGGCUACUAGUGAUGUCUAUUCUAAAUUUAGUCAUUCACAUGCGGAUAAAUCUGAAAAUUUAAACAUGCUGGAUUUUAGUUUGAAUUUCCUGUCGGAAAAGCAAAACGUGGAUUUAGCUGCGGGCGGUGCUCCUGUGACCAUCAACUGCGGGGUUAAACCUGCCAACGCAAGCACAAACUGCCACCCUGAGGUCACCCCCUGCCUGUAUCACAUACCCUCUGAUCCAUGUGAAUAUAACAAUCUUGCUUACGCAAUGCCCGAAGUGGUAACCGCUAUACUUGACCGCCUGAAGAACUAUGCCAGUACAAUGGUACCACCAGGCAACAGGCCCUACGAUGAUAGCGGCAACCCAAAAUAUCAUGGUGGAGCCUGGGUGCCGUGGCAAAAAUAAUUUACAUUGCACGUUUAAUGUUAUUUUAAUAGGGUCCAACAUUCCACAUUUAAUGUUAUUUUAUAGGGGCCAAUGUUAUUUCAAAACUUUAUGUUUUUGGUCUAUCGGUUACUUGUUAUAAUGCCAGAUGGGGCCUUAAAUAUUUUCUGGUGAUUUUGUAAUUAUUUUUUUAUUGCACUUUUUAUUUUUUAAAUAAAGCAACGGUUUCUAUUAAAUGUAAUUCAUUGCUAUUGAAGCAGCCAAAAUUAUUUUACAACUUUUUACAAUGUCCAUUGUUGUAAGUUUAGUGGUCAAAUCUUUUGACUCCUUAAUAAUUAUCACUCAAGACCCCUUUACAUAAGUCAAUACUUUACUGUUACAUAGAUUUAUGUAAAAACAUAUUGUUCUUACUUUAGUGCUUCUAGUGUUCUUAUCAUUUUAUUGCAUUUAAUUAAAUUAAAAAGAUAUACUAGGUUUUUAUACUAUUUAUUUCAAAAUAAAUAUUUUUCCAUGACCAACCGUAUAUUUUUUUUUUUAAAUCAUUUUAACUUUCUCAUUAGAUUUUAAAUUGCAAUAAAGUUGAUUUUGAUAUAAUAGUAAUUAACUUCUUUUUUAAAUUAAUUUUUGGUGGAGUUUUUCUGACACUUUUUGUAGACCCGGUCGUUUAAAAAGGUAGACAAUUCAGUAUGAUAAUUUGUCAUGUAUGUUUAAAUGGAUUGUUUCCCUUAACAAUUUUUAAAUAAAAUCUUUUUUUUUAAAUAUAUGAAUUAAUCAAUCUUUAGUAUGUCUCGUUAUAGAUUAACUUGAAGCAUGAAAGCUGGUGACAUACAAUCUGUUGUAUGUAUAUGCAAUAAAUGUAGUCGAGGAAUUCUUCGCCAUCACGCUUAUCUCGAUUAACACACUCCAUGCAUAGUCUCGAUUACCUGUUAGAUAUACCGGUUUAAUCACAAUUUCCGUCUUACAAAUCAGCUUCUUCUUCAGAUUCAAGUUUUCUUUUUUAAUUUAGAUAUUUCUAAUUUUUAAAAAUCUUCCCCACCUCCCCCUUCCACGCAAACAUUUCCCCGUCAAAUCCUUUAAAAUAAUGUAGCCUCAUAAAUCUAUAUAUAUUUUCUUAUUUUUUAAAUUUAUUUUAAAAUUUUAAGU
This is a messenger RNA of Physella acuta, 3042 nucleotides long. Its product is annotated as arylsulfatase I-like. Lineage: Eukaryota; Metazoa; Mollusca; Gastropoda; Physidae. The record is from RefSeq and is a predicted model, not a curated record. Gene Ontology annotation, molecular function: sulfuric ester hydrolase activity.